AUGGAAAAUUGUAGAGAUAUUUCAAUAAGGCAAUUUAAGUUGAAUCCUGUUCAUUAUUAUACAACUCCAGAUUUUGCAUGGAAUGUUAUGCUUAGAAAAAGACUUGUAGAACUAGAACUAUUAAGAUAUAUUGACAAGUAUUUAAUGUUUGAACAAGGUAUGAGGAACAAUAAGAGGAGGAUUAUCUCAAUGUAGUAUUAGAUAUUCUAAAGCAAGUAAUAAAUAUAUUGGAGAAAAAAGAAAAGAAAAAUAUCAACGAAAUAUCUCUUAGAUUUGGAUGCAAAUAAUCUCUAUGGAUGGGCGAUGAGUAAAUAUUUACCAUAUAAAGGAUUUAAAUUGUGUAAUCCUGAUUUGUUUAAUACAGAAAAAAUUUUAAGAAUGAAAGAUGACCAGGAAAAGGGCUAUAUUUAA
Cinara cedri is the source of this 411-nucleotide messenger RNA. Lineage: Eukaryota; Metazoa; Arthropoda; Insecta; Hemiptera; Aphididae. The record is from the annotation of a GenBank genome assembly.